Molecule: messenger RNA, 1654 nt
Organism: Drosophila takahashii
Lineage: Eukaryota; Metazoa; Arthropoda; Insecta; Diptera; Drosophilidae
Product: luciferin 4-monooxygenase-like
Biological process (GO): long-chain fatty acid metabolic process; fatty-acyl-CoA biosynthetic process
Molecular function (GO): long-chain fatty acid-CoA ligase activity
Source: RefSeq, a predicted model, not a curated record
UGCGCAACCUAAAGAAUGGAGGGAAUGCCAACCAGUUAUGACGCAAAGGAUCGGAUCUGGAGUGGUCCCAAACGAGUUUCAACAUACACCGAUGAGACGUCUCUCGGGAAGGUAAUUUUCAAUGGCAUGAGGAACUGGCCAAAGAACAUUUGUCAGAUUAACGAUGUGGAUGGCGUGGAAAUGACCUUUGAUCAGGGCAUAACUUGGGCUAUUCGUAUUGCCCAGAUCCUGAAGAAAAAAGGACUGAAACAUCCGGAUGUAAUUGGUAUUUCGGCCAGGAACUCCACAUAUGUAACCCCUGUGGCACUGGCUUGUCUGUUGAAUGGAACACCUUUCCACGCGGUGAAUCCGGUAUCGGACGAAGCUACCUUGACACACAUUUUCUCCAUAACCAAACCAACUGUGAUAUUCUGCGAAGGGCAGGAGUACCAGAAGGUCCUUUCCGCAACUAAAGGAUGGCAGCCAGAGAUCGUUACAGUCAUUGAUCCAAUUGAAGGAGUGCCCCAUAUCGAAAGCUUUUUAGAACCUACGAAGACAGAAAUGUUUUACCAACCAGAGCCUUUAAAGGAAGGUGGCGAACAGACUGUGGCCAUCCUGUGCUCUUCUGGAACUACUGGAUUGCCCAAGGCUGUCUGCAUAUCCAAUAAAACACUUUUUAUGGACUUCCCAAUGAUAAACAGCGAUUGGGUCCAAUUUUCUGCCAGUGGUCUGGAUUGGUACAGUGGUUUGACUGCUUUCCUCUUAAGCACUGUAGUUGGUUGCACUAGGAUUAUAACCAAAAAACCCUUUGCACCAGACUACUUUGUAAAGCUUGUUGAGAAGUAUAAGAUCAACUCUGUGAUUCUGCCUCCUCGCCAUAUGUCUGCCCUGAUCGCAUUUCCCGGAGCCACGAAGGAGGCCUUGGCAUCCAUUCGAAUUGUAACCUACGGAGGAGGAUUUACGUCCAUGACCACACUGAAGAAAAUGCAGGAACUUUGUCCGAAUGCGAUACUGACCUCGGGUUACGGCAUGACUGAGGUGGGUGGAGUAGCCAUGAACUUUGGACUCGGAAACGUCAACACUGCAGGCAAACCACUGCCAGGUGUUAAGGUUCGCAUCGUGGACGAUGAAGGGAAGAGCCUGGGUCCCAAUGAGAAGGGCGAGAUCUACGCCCACACAGGUCUUCCCUGGAAAGGAUACUAUGGAAAUCCAGUGGAGUCUCUAAAAACACAGGACCACGAAGGAUGGGUUCAUACCGGUGAUCUGGGCUAUUUUGAUGAUCAGAACCAGCUCUACGUGGUCGAUCGCAAGAAGGAGAUCUUCAAGUACCAGGGAAACCAUUACUGGCCCUCUGAGAUCGAGGGCGUUAUCUUGGAGAUGCCCCAGGUGGAGGAAGUGUGUGUCAUAGGCAUCUAUGAUGAGCUACAGGGAGAUGCAGCAGGAGCACUGGUGGUCAAGAGAGAGGGAUCCUCAGUCACCGCUCAGGAGAUUAUAGAUUAUGUGUCCAAGAGACUUCCCUCGAUUCAAAAGCAACUCCAUGCCGGUGUUCAGUUUACCGAUAAACUGCCCGCCAAUCCAAAUGGAAAGACUUUGCGACGGGUGGCGCGUGAGGUAUUCGUUGCUAAAACAGGAGCUAAGAAAUAAGAUUUUUAUAACAUCGUAAAAAUGAAUUAAU